UGUUACCACGCUGCAUACAACAAUGUUUAUUUUAAGUGUAUUUGUUGGUUUCCUGUUUAUUGCAGUAUAUCUUUUAAAGCAAAGUAAACAAGAGGAACCGCGAAAAAUAUUUGGAAUUUAUAGCCAGCCUGGCAAAUGGUUUCUACUAAAAUAUUAUGCAUUUUUACUUCUUUUGUUUGUUAGAAGGCUGAAAUAUUAUAUUUUUGGAAAAAGUUUUUUUCAUAAAGAAAGUGCGAUAGAAAAACUUCAGCCUUUGUCUGGUCAUAAAUUGGCAUUCGAUGCAGUGUUUUUUCAAGCUGUCACUCAAAGUGGGAUAUAUUUUUGUGUAGGAACAGAAAGACGACAAGAAGCAAAGGUGAAUGGAUUAGUGUACUUUCUGAUACCAGAAUACGGUCUGUUAUUGAGUGAAAAGCUUCCUAAAACAACAUUAAAUGCAGAUCCAGCCCCCCUUCUUUCAAAUAAGGAAUAUGCAGCUGAAGGAAUUUGUAUCACACCAGUGGUUCCAAUGAAACUGUGGAGGAUAUCGUUUAAAGGAAAGAUGAGGCGUCUAGAUGCUCCAGAUAAACUUGUAAAUGUGGACUUUCAAGCAGAAUGGCGUAGCAAUUUGCCCUGGUUCCUUGCCGAGGUCGACGUUCCCAUUAAAAUAUUAGCUAGAACUAUAGCGAGGGAACCGUGGACAGAAGAAUUAUUCCAGUCUUUGAAAGAAGCACAUCAAACUCAUUAUGAACAAAUGGGCUAUUUAACUGGAAAAUUGCAAAUUGAUGACAAAGUGAUAACACUAACGGAAAUGGAUGCAUUUCGGGACCAUAGCUACGGUUACAAAAGGGACUGGUCCUUGAUGCACCGGUAUAUUUUCCACAUGUUUUACCUCGUAGAUAAAACGAAGAUAUCAGUCGGAGUUAUUUGUCAGCCUUCCACGUGUACCUAUUUAGAAGUGGGUUUCAUAGUUCACCCUAAUGGCAAGAUGGAGGCAAUCGAUAGUUGCGACUUAUUACUGUAUCAACAUGGAGAGAACGGUAUUCUAAAUAAAGAACUAUGUUUUACAUUCGUCGCUAAUGGCACUACUUACGAAGUAAAGGUUAAUUACGAGCACGAUGUCGUGCAUUAUGUAGGAAACGAUAUUGAGGCCAAGAUGAACGAAAGGUUCCUUGUUUGCGAGGUAAAUGGAAUACCUGGACGAGGUCUGUCAGAGUGGCAUUAUAACAACGUUAAACAAAAUUAAUGAGUUAUGCAUUAAAUUGAUGUAGGUCUCGAGCCUCAUUUCUUGUGAUCUAAUUGUCCCUAAUGGAGCUUUGAGCCUUAAGUUAUUUUUGCAGAAGGGAAGGACAACCUGUUUCCAAAUGUUCCGAUAAAUUAAAAAAUUGUGUCCCUUUUUGUUUUCCUUUUCUCAAUUAAAAGGCAUUAUAAAAUA
Anoplophora glabripennis (Asian longhorned beetle) is the source of this 1411-nucleotide messenger RNA. RefSeq lists its product as uncharacterized. The record is from RefSeq and is a predicted model, not a curated record. The transcript is spliced from 6 exons. NCBI's taxonomy places the organism in Eukaryota, Metazoa, Arthropoda, Insecta, Coleoptera, Cerambycidae. The coding region runs from base 23 to 1222 and encodes 399 amino acids.